This is a messenger RNA of Protopterus annectens (West African lungfish), 2677 nucleotides long. RefSeq names its product pyruvate kinase M1/2 (gene PKM). The transcript has 11 exons. NCBI's taxonomy places the organism in Eukaryota, Metazoa, Chordata, Ceratodontiformes, Protopteridae. Gene Ontology annotation, cellular component: cytoplasm. Gene Ontology annotation, biological process: glycolytic process; cellular response to insulin stimulus. Bases 128 to 1771 code for a protein of 547 amino acids. Gene Ontology annotation, molecular function: pyruvate kinase activity; magnesium ion binding; potassium ion binding. The record is from RefSeq and is a predicted model, not a curated record.
UGACUAAAGCUGUGCUACAAAAGGGGCAUCCACACUAAGGGACUUCAUAGCACCAGUAAAACUUUCAAGAGCCUGCUGUGCCACUCAUCCUGAUCUGGACUUCAGACUUCAAGUUUUGAAAACCUUAAUGGAGCACAACUUGCACCCAGCAAAACGGAAGUGCACGGAGGAAAACAUGGCAAAACCUCAUGUUGAUAUGGGAAGUGCUUUUAUCCAAACUCAGCAGCUGAGUGCAGCUAUGGCACACUCUAACUUGGAGCAUAUGUGUUUGCUGGAUAUAGACUCAGAGCCUAUUACAGCACGCAACACUGGUAUCAUCUGUACUAUUGGGCCAGCUUCCAGAUCAGUAGAAACACUGAAGGAAAUGAUAAAGUCUGGAAUGAAUGUUGCUCGCCUAAACUUUUCCCAUGGAACACAUGAGUAUCAUGAAGAGACCAUCAAAAAUGUACGUGAAGCUACUGAGAGUUUUGCUGCAGACCCAAUAUUUUACAGACCAGUAGCUGUGGCACUUGACACAAAGGGACCAGAGAUUCGUACAGGACUAAUCAAGGGAAGUGGUACAGCAGAGGUGGAACUCAAGAAGGGUGCUACAUUGAAGGUUACUCUGGACGACAAGUUUAAAGAUUCCUGUGAUGAGAACACCUUGUGGGUUGACUACAAGAACUUGACCAAAGUUGUGGAUGCUGGUAGCAAGAUUUAUGUGGAUGAUGGCCUGAUUUCACUAGUAGUGAAAGAAAAAGGUGCUGAUUACUGUGUCACAGAAGUGGAAAACGGAGGUUCUCUGGGCAGUAAGAAGGGUGUUAACUUGCCAGGUGCUGCAGUUGAUCUCCCAGCAGUCUCUGAGAAGGACAUCCAGGAUCUACAGUUUGGUGUGGAACAAGAUGUUGAUAUGGUGUUUGCUUCCUUUAUUCGCAAAGCUGCAGAUGUUCAUGCUGUGAGGAAAGUUCUUGGUGAGAAAGGAAAGAACAUAAAAAUAAUCAGCAAGAUUGAAAACCAUGAGGGUGUGCGCAGGUUUGCUGAGAUUCUUGAAGCAAGUGAUGGUAUCAUGGUUGCUCGUGGUGACUUGGGUAUAGAAAUACCAGCAGAGAAAGUUUUCCUUGCCCAGAAGAUGAUGCAUGGACAAUGCAACCGUGCUGGCAAGCCCGUAAUCUGUGCUACUCAGAUGUUGGAAAGCAUGAUUAAAAAGCCACGUCCAACUCGUGCAGAAGUUAGUGAUGUUGCCAAUGCAGUUUUGGAUGGAGCAGAUUGUAUCAUGCUGUCUGGGGAGACUGCAAAAGGAGACUAUCCUCUAGAAGCUGUCCGGAUGCAACAUGCUAUUGCCCGUGAGGCAGAGGCUGCGAUGUAUCACAUUCAGCUGUUUGAGGAACUUCGACGCUUGUCACCCAUGACUAAGGAUCCCACUGAAGCUGCUGCAAUCGGUGCUGUUGAGGCCUCUUUCAAGUGUGGUGCUGGAGCUAUAAUUGUGCUGACAAAGUCUGGAAGGUCUGCUCACUUGGUAUCCAGGUACCGCCCUCGUGCUCCAAUAAUUGCUCUGUCCCGUAAUGGACAAACUGCUCGCCAGGUACAUCUUUACCGUGGCAUCUUUCCAGUGCUGUACAAGGAAGCUGUUCAUGAAUCCUGGGCUGAAGAUGUUGACAGGAGAGUGAACUUUGCCAUGGAUGUUGCAAAGGCUCGUGGCUUCAUAAAGACAGGUGAUGUUGUCAUAGUGCUGACUGGAUGGCGCCCUGGCUCUGGAUAUACCAACACCAUGCGCGUAUUGCCAGUUCCCUGAAUUUAAAGUCUGAAUUCCUACAGCGUCAAAUCUGAUUUUUCUGCAGCGUCAUGUUUUCCCUUAAGAGCCAUAGGCAGAUACUACUUGCAACUAAUCACCUUACAUUUGUAAUAAAGUGUAUGUCUGGUAUGUUAAUGGAAACUGAAUUUGCUCCAGAAACGCAGCCUGUCUUGUAUUGAAAAUUGUGGCCAGUUGGACACAGUAUUUGCAUAAGGAGGUUCUGAUACCAAAUUAAAGGCUUCUUGGCAAGCAGAAGCCAGUCGCGUUUACAGUGCAUUUCCAAAAGACUUGGUUUCAGAAAUAUUUAUUUUUGUUUUGUUUUUGUACAAAAAGGCAUUCUAAAUAUGUAUUUGUAUUUAUUGUUUAACUGGCAAGAUUAGUGUUAAUGUUUCAGGAGACUUGUACAUGCCAUGGCAAUAGGCCAGUUGGGGAAAGGUAUCUGGAGUACUUAAAUUGUACGCUUAGAAUGUGCACUGGUUGCUGCCAGCCAUGGCCUUUAAUGUUUAGUAUGCCAUGCAGAUACUUGAAUCAAUUUUGGACUGUGGUUUCAUCUCUAGAAUUGAGAUGCAAGCUGACACUGCUUGAACUAAAAGCUAGAAAUUCUGCAUUUGGUAGUACUGUGCAAUAGUCUAAUUUUGCUGAGACUGAAGAUGUUCAGGUAUCCUGUGAUGUAUUAAAACUGAAGGUAGAAGGUUUUGGCAGACUACAUGGCUAGAUGCUGUAGCACUUUAAAUAUUUAGAUACCCAAUUUCUCACCUCACUCCCCAGCAGGCUUCUGUGGUUAAUUGUGUUUUUACCCUAUUUUGACGCUGCUGCACUCAUCUGAUUUCGGUCAGAUAACUUGAGUCACUCCACCAGUAUCAGUUGUGUACUGCUGUGCAUCAAUAAUAAAAUGAGUUAUCAGCA